UGGUCAGAUCCACUUCCUGUUUACCGCCUGAUGCACCUUCGGUCCGGACUCGUACACAGAUUGCAACAUCACUAUUCACGGCACCGUUUUCGGCCACAACAACAUAUGCAGCGUUGAGCCCCCGCAGCCGCAGCCUUAUUCUGCAAUUUUAAUCCGUUUACAGCCAUGGCCGCGGCUACCGAGGAGACAUGAAGACGUGACAUUGAGGAAACGUGAGCAGGCCGGGGAGGAUCCUGGGGUUUUCCUGAGUCCGCCUGACCGGAUUUAGCGACUUACCACCGGGGCUGGUUUUACCUUCUGUCUGGAGCUGCGACUAAACGAUGCCAACGUACGGGAAGACUAAACAAGCGUGAAAUUAUCCACAAUAGUUACAAGUUGGUUUUGUGUUUGUACAUAUUAACCUGUGGCCCGAGGGAAGCUGCAGUAGCCUGUUAGCCUGUUGUGCUAACUCCGGCAGCGGCGGCGGUGGCUGGCUGAGCCGCGCGGCUGCAUAACGGCUUGUGUUUCGGAGAGUGGUUCCGUUCGCCGGUGCCCUGAAUUCAAGACGAGUCCCCGGCUCCGGCCCCCUCAAGCGGGCAGUCAGGAAGAAGCUGGCUGGGAAGGGAUGGCCUGGUCGGUCUUCCCGUUCCAUAGGACAAGGCGCAGCGGUGUUUGAAGGAGGUCGAGUUCGGUUACAGGCUACCGCCGCGGGUCAAGGCGCGAUGAUGGCCGCCUUGCCCUCCGCGGCCGGCGGCUUCACGACCUCAGGGCUGUCGGUCAGAAAGAGCGAGGAAAUUGCUGAUUUGAUAGAUUUGUUUUCUAAGAUGCAGUACAGAGCAAAGGAAGUCACUCCUCGGGUGGAGGCAAUAGAGAAACGUUGUCUGGAGUUAUUCGCCAGGGAUUACAAGUACAGUGUCAUCCACAACCCCAGCGGAGAAGUGUGUGGUCAUUAUCCCCGGCAGAUCGUUUUCCUGGAGUAUGAAAGCACGGAGGUUGACAGAGAAAGGUUUGAGAGCACAGUGCAGAUCACUAAACUGCAGGACUUGGUGAACCGGAGUAAGCUGGCCCGCUGCAGAGGGAGGUUCGUUUGUCCGGUCAUCCUCUACAACGGCAAGCAUAUUUGCCGGUCGUCCACACUGGCGGGGUGGGGGGAACUGUACGGACGCACAGGCUACAACUAUAUCUUCUCAGGGGGCAGUGAUGACACAUGGACCGAAUCAGAGGAGGUUCCUGAGGACGACAGUGCAGUCAGGAACGGGGACUCCCAGCUCUUUGAUAAGGUCCGAGGCCACGACAUUAAGCUGCUACGCUACCUCUCGGUUCGCUACAUCUGUGACCUGAUGGUGGAGAACAAGAAGGUUAAGUUUGGCCUAAAUGUGACAUCUUCUGAGAAGGCAGACAAGGCCCAACGCUAUGCAGACUUUACCUUGAUCUCUGUGCCUUAUCCAGGGUGUGAGUUUUUUAAGGAUUACAAAGACAGAGACUACACAGCUGAGGGUCUGGUGUUCAACUGGAAUCAGGAUUAUGUGGACGCUCCUUUGACAAUCCCUGCGUGCUUUACUCAGAACUUGAACAUUGACUGGACACAAUACCAGUCAUGGGACCUGGUGGAGCAGACCCAGAACUACCUGAAGCUGCUGCUCCACAUCAUCAACAGUGAUGAUGAGAGUGGCCUCCUGGUGCACUGCAUAUCAGGCUGGGACCGGACGCCUCUGUUUGUGUCCCUCCUCAGGCUCUCCCUGUGGGCAGACGGCGCGGUGCACUCCAGUCUAGAGCCAGCAGAGAUCCUGUACCUGACCAUCGCCUACGACUGGUUUCUGUUCGGUCACAUGCUGCCAGAUCGACUCUCCAAAGGGGAGGAGAUUUUCUUUUUUUGCUUCAAUUUUUUGAAGCACAUUGUCUCAGAGAAGUUCUCUGCUGUUAGGAAACAGAGAAGGAAGAACUCCCACUUCAAAGACAGUGAUUUCACUGUGGAAGACCUCUGCCAGUUAAAUUCGAGGGAUCGUGGCAGUGUGACGAGUCUGAGCAGCGAGUUCUCCCUCAUCACUGAGGAGGUGGGCGGAGCCUCGAGCCUCACCAACGACACUGUAGACCCGUACUCCAGCCAGCCCCAGGCCUCCAGCUGGAGAAAAGGCACCACCUCUUCUCCUCAGAUGGUGGUGUGGAAUAAACAGAACCCUCUGGAGGAAUGUGCAUCCCAUCAACUGAACGAGGCCAGGUCUUCCAGCUCCUCAUCAUCCAACCAAUCAGAGCAUGGCGUCACACGCACUGGCAGUAGUCCAUUGGCUGUCCCCGGGAGAAGGUUAGCGGUGGACUAUGCGCGGUCCGGCUCCUCUGUUUCCACAGACUACGGCAGUUGGCAGAUAGUUUCGGGUUGCGGCAGCAUCCAUGACCACGCCCACUUCCCUCCUCCUGUGGCCUCGGCCUCCUCCACCUCAUCUGCUGUCGCUGCUGCCUACGACUCCCCACUGCCCUUCAGUUUUCAGGAUGAAGGUCCCAGUGGGCGCAUGUGUCCGUUACCCUCCGAGCGCCAAGCCCGUCUCGAAGCUGUGCGGGAAGUCUUCCUGGCGGCCUACAGCUCCACCGUGGGCCUCAAGUCCACGGCCCCCAGCCCCUCCGGCGCCAUCUCCGGGCUGCUGGAGCAGUUCGCUCGCGGGGUCGGCCUCCGAGGAACCAACGCCAUCGUCUGAAUACCCCCCCUCCUUCCUCAAUGUGACCGCACAUGCCUCUUCUCCUUCUUCCAUCCAUCCAUCCGAGACCAUCGAACCAGUCCGGACUACAAAAAAGUGCCAAACGUCUCUGUUCAGUCCAGGGAUGAAGCAUUAAUUUCCUUUUUUGUUUAUGCUUUAAUUACUUUAUUUCAUAUGUUACCAGUUUGUUUUUCCCUGGACUUUGAACUGUCUGAGUCGUCAGAUUCAGAGUGAAGCUGAUCGAGCCUGAGUAUCAAAAAGGGAAAGUGGGAAAGCUUGUUUUUUUUGCUGCCGGCAGGUAAAUGGUUACAACUGUGGAGUCUGUACCUGUCAGAUUAGAAUUAGAUCUACUUUGCUCUAAUCUAUGGGGUAAGAAUGGUAUCAAAAUAUUCAUGUGCAAAAGACAGAUAUGUGUGCAUAUUAGUCUGUAGAUGUGCAAAAAUAUAAAUCUGUGUAAACUCUUGAAUGAGUUCAGUCAUACAUUAAAUGUAUUGUGUGUAUUUUAUCGGAAUUAGAAUGAAUAAGUUUAGACAAGAAUUACAAACAGGAAAUGCAGCUUUCCAAUUGUGCUUUCGAAUUCACAGUAUUCAUUGGUACCAGGCACAACAAACCCCGCCCCUCGCACGUAUUUCGCCCAUUAUAAGUAAAUGGGAAGAUUAAAAAAAAAAAAAAUUUUUUUUAAUUUAACUUUGACCUACCUUUCCGAAACUAUCUAUAAACCCAAUUUGGUAUGAAUUCAACCAAUAGUUUUUGUUGCUGAAGUGUUGACAAACAAACAAACCGAACCAGAAUCAAUACCCCUUGCCUCCCUUUCGGGUAGGUGGGGUAAAAAUCCAUCCCCACUUCACAGACAUUAUUUCUGGAGCAGAGGAUCCAUGGACUCAUAGACUGACGAUGAGUUCAGGUUCCAGAUCGGGUCCAGAUCAGGCAGGAUCACUGUCCAAGAUGGACGACCAAGUCCGAGAACGAAACCAGGUCCAAUCCAACCAUUAGUCCGAUGUUCUGACCAUGGAGAAGGAACCUGAACUCAUGGUCAGUCUGUGAAUCCUCUGCGCCAGAAAUAAUGUCUGUGAAGUGAGGACGGAUUUAUGACAGCAGAGUCACGUUGGUGAGUUUGUAUUUGUGAUAUCGGAGAAAGAACAAUCGCACAGUUGGAUUUCCUGUUUGUAAUUCUUGUCCAAACUUCAAUUCAUACCAAAUUGGGUUUAUAGAUAGUGUGGGAAAGGUAGGUCAGAGUUCAAUUUUUUAAAAUGUUUUUAAAAAAUCUUCCCAUUUACUUAUAAUGGACAAAAUACAUGCGAGGGGCGGGGCUUGUUGUGCCUGGUACCACUUGUUGACAGUAGAGUCACGUUGGUGAAUUCGAAAGCACAAUUGUACAGUUGUAUUUCCUGUUUUUAAUUCUUGUCUAAACUUAUUCAUUCGUAUUCUGAUAAAAUGCACACAAUUCAUUUAUUUUUAUAGAUUUAUUUUUUGCACAACUAUAAACUAAUAUGAACACAUUUCUAUCUUAGGCACUUGAAUAUUUUGACACCAAACUAACCCUGUAUUGUUUGUUCUUUUUAAUCCCUUAUGGAGUCUCUUGCCGUCCCACACAGGAAGCGAUUUGUUCUGAGUUGAUUUUUUUUUUUUUUUUUUUUGCUGCUAUUCUUUACUCAUCGAAGCAAAACAGUGAAAUUAAGAUUAGAUUGAUGUUGAAACACUUAAUGUGUUUUCGCACAAAUGGCAUCAAGCUUUGUCUUCUAGUGAUUUGGGAAAACUUAAUUAGCUUUCUAUACGUGAGCUGUAGAAAGAAAGGAAACUUUAAAAAAGUGUUUUGUUUUUCAAGUCUACCAUAACACAAUAUUCUAAAAUCGUUAAUAUGAAGCUAAAUGACAGGUGUUGUUUGGUGAUUCCUCUGGAGAGACUACGCUUUAACCCACGACUCCACAAUGUGUGUAUGGAGUAAAAAUGCUGCCGAUAAUGAGCUGAAACUAAUGGGAAGCUUCAGGGUCGGUGUUUGUUUUGGAAAGCGGAAUUAAAAUUAGGAGAAAGGUCAUUUGAUUUUCAAUUUAAUACACAAAAUUUUAUUCGGGGUGUUGGUCUUUUUUGUCAAUAAGUGAUGGACAAAAUUGGAAAAAUAAUGGUUUGACUUUGUAUGUUAUAGAACAAAAACGGAAAGAAAAGCCCCUGUUUUUUUCAUAUAUAUGGAAACCAAAUGUGAUCAUUAAUGAGGCAAGAGGAUGGAGCUGUGGUUUAAGAAAUAGUGAAUGAAUGUGUUUUAUUUUGGACGUACAAAAACACAUAAUGCAACCAACAACAAAAACAAAACAAAGGCCCAAAGCAAAUCAUCAACGUAAAAACAACAUGUGAACACGAGGCGAAAACGUUUAGUUUUGUUGGUUUGACGAAACAGUAUUUGUGCAAAAAUAGUCUAAGUCUAAGAAAAUUAAUUCCCAGAAGAUUUUACCAGUGCCACCAUAUUAGUUAUUUUUAAAGGAUUUUAAACAGUUUUAGUGACAUUCUGCUUUCAUUUAGGAUCUGUUUGACUGUUUUUUUGGGUUUUUUUUAUAUCUACGACAGCACUAGGUCAAUAGGAUUCUGCAUCUGGAUUGUUUUAAGUGAAAUAUGUUUUCGUCUAAGACCAAACACUGAGCCUAUUAGCCCCACCCAUCAUCAACACAUUAGCAUUAAUCGAAGGACUUUGAAGACAGUUCGCACAUGUUUGGGUUUGUUUCGUCAAUAAAACCGAACAGAUUUUGAGCAAACUACCUGUUUUAUAGAGGAGGAACUGACUAGAAGUGGUCGACUGUAAGGCUAGCGCUGCAACCAGAAACUGUCAUCAACAAGGUUUAAGGCUUACAAUUUCAAAAAAAUUAUGACUUUUAUCGCACUAUUGUGAAUUUAUUUUCAAAAUAUUAUGACUUUAAUCUCAUAAAAGUACAGAGACAAACAUUUUUUUUUUUAAAUUGAGUUUUUUUUUAACUACGACUUUAUUCUUAUAUUUCGACUUUAAUCUCAUGUAAGUACAGACAAACACUAUUUUCGUUAAAUUGAGUUUUUUUAAAACUAUGACAUUAUUCUCCUAAUAUUACAACUUUAAUCCCAUUAAAGUACAAACACUAUUUUCAUUAAAUUGAGUUUUUUUCAAACUACGACUUUAUUCUCCUAGUAUUACGACUUUAAUCUUAGUAAAGUACAGACAAACACUAUUUUCGUUAAAUUGAGUUUUUUUUAAAGUACGACAUUAUUCUCCUAAUAUUACGACUGUAAUCACAUAAAAAUACCAAGAUGAAGACAUUAUUUUCAUUAAAUUGAGUUUUUUUUUUUAAACUAUGACUUUAUUCUUCUAGCAUUACAGCUUUAUUCUCGUAGUGACUGUUUUUAUUUUUCCGAUGUGGCGCUAAUUCACUAUCGUAGUUCUCCGUCUGUUAAAGCGUAGUUUCUCCAGAAGCUCCACCUCCGCCUGCCGGUAGGGUCACAUGACCAAACGUCAUUCAACAUACGUAGUGUACAAACCUAAAACAAACUUGAACACAUUAACGUGACUUUUAUGU
This is a messenger RNA of Sphaeramia orbicularis (orbiculate cardinalfish), 6202 nucleotides long. It is a transcript of the gene mtmr14, whose product is annotated as myotubularin related protein 14. Gene Ontology annotation, biological process: dephosphorylation. The transcript has 19 exons. The record is from RefSeq and is a predicted model, not a curated record. Lineage: Eukaryota; Metazoa; Chordata; Actinopteri; Kurtiformes; Apogonidae. Bases 702 to 2669 code for a protein of 655 amino acids. Gene Ontology annotation, molecular function: phosphatidylinositol-3-phosphate phosphatase activity.